Molecule: messenger RNA, 666 nt
Organism: Prunus dulcis (almond)
Lineage: Eukaryota; Viridiplantae; Streptophyta; Magnoliopsida; Rosales; Rosaceae
Exons: 2
Coding region: 1-666 (221 amino acids)
Source: RefSeq, a predicted model, not a curated record
AUGGAGAGUGGACAGUCUAGUCAAUCAAAAGGAAGUAGAAGGGUGUGGAAAGCACAUGAGGAAGAAGCAUUGUUGACCAUACUUGAGGAUGUAGUCAACCGAGGUUUACGAUGUGAUAAUGGUUCCUUUAAAUCUGGAACAAUGAUCCAAAUUGAAAAAUCAUUGGCUGAGAAAUUUUCCAAUACUGAUUUAAGGGUAGUCCCACAUAUUGAGUCCAAGAUGAGAUUUUGGAAAAAAUUGUAUGGGAUAAUAUUUGACAUGAUUAACAAAAGUGGUUUUGCUUGGAAUGAUUCUUUGAAAUGCAUUGAGGUUGACAGCGAUGAAGCAUGGAACACUUAUGUGCAGCAUAACAAGGAUGCUGAUGGUUGGAGGGGGAAACAAUGUCUAAUAUAUGAUAGGUUGAAGAAUGUAUUUGGGAAGGACCGAGCAACUGGUAGAGGGUUUGCAACUCCCACUGAAAUGAUGAAUGAGCCUGUGCAUCACAUUGAUGUCAAUAAUGAUGAUGAGGAAGUUAAGGUUGAACCAGAUCAUUCUACCUCUUUGCCAAGAUCAAAUCAACAAAACUCAGCUAGCUCAAGUAGUCGACAUCGAAAACGAAAUGCAGAUACUGAUAUUCAAAAGGAAAUGGCUAAAGCAUUUGGUGAGAUGAUUUCUGAAGUCUAUUGA